CGGACUGCUUAGUGACUUCUGGCUGAUAGCCUGCGGUGCGUCGGAGGAGGAGGAUUUGUAACAUCUCUCUCGGAAUCGCAGCUUGAAAUCUUCAAAUCUACGUUGUUUUUGUUUUGUUUGUGUGUAUCUUCAGUCUUCAGUCAUACAUGGGUUUAGGAUAACGGAUGAAUGAGCGACAUCUAGCUUUUCUCUGCGCUUCUCUUGGUGAUGACUGAGCUCAUGCUGCCAGACUCAAGAAGGUGUAAUUAUUUCUUCCUUUAUGAUGGAUCCAAAGUCAAGGGAGAGGGGGAUCCUACGAGAGAGGGAAUCUGCUACUUCUACCCUGAAGAGACCCCUUUAGAUAGGCAGGAGCUGCUCUGUGGUCAGCUUGCUGGCACGGGCCGCUGUGUCUCUGAACUUUCCUCCUCCCCUGUGCGAAUGCUGAGGCUGCGUCGCAACAAGUUUGCCAUCCACAUGAAAGAUGACUUCUUUUGGGCUCUGGGCUGCUCAGUGGAAGUCCCCACCAUCAGCGUCCAUGAGCUCCUGGAUCAGCUAAUAAACCUCUUUUGUUUCUACCAUGGCUCUGUCCGACGGAGCUACCAGCUUAACAGUCAGGAAACUCUGGCUGGUCGAUGGGCGCAGUACCUCUCACACCUGCAGUCAGGAUCCUCAGAGCUUCAUCACAUCUUCACCUGCUUGAGAACCAUUGACUCAACUAAUAUUGACCCACUUCUCCUGCUCAAAGCUGCCCUCAUUCUCCAGGCCUGUCAGCGCUGCCCUCUAGUGUCAGCAGGCUGUAUUCUCUUCAGAGGAAGAAUUGUGAGCACACAGAUGUCUCCAGAGCUCACAAUGAAGGUGAUGGUUCAUGAGAGUGAAACAUACACCAAGGCCCAGAGGUCCAAUGGAGCGGGUCCUUUCAGCUCAUUUGGUGGUGCUGUCAGCUCCACAACUGUGUUCCUGACCAUGUCUGAACUUCAGUAUCUGCAAUCCGCCCCUGUCGACAAAGAUUUCAGGUCCCAUUCUACUCCACACAAAAACCGCCACCCAAGAAUGACCCGCCUGUCAAGAACGUUAUCCAACACUCCCUCCACUGACUCAGAGCCAUCUGAUACAGGUUCCUCCCAGUCUCCCCAGAAGGUGUCCUUCAGUCCUUGCUUGUUGGACAGCUCCGUGUUUAGCCCAGAUCCGUCGCAGAGCCCCGCCGAUCCCCCACCGCAGCAGUUAGAGCCUUCAUUCCCGAACGGAAAACACUCCCCUGAAGCCGAGGAGGAAGUGCUGGAAGAGUCAUAUUAUCACAGUUUUCCCAGCAGCGGAGAUGGAGUCAGUCAGAUGCAUAAUGAAGGAGACAGCUCAUUGUUGGGAGAACACUCCCACCUAAAUGGAGGCGGAGGAGAUGGAGACACAGCUUGUGGGACAGUGUUUGACUUCAGAGGGGCUGAGGAAUCACAUGACGAUAACGUUUUGGAGGAGGUCGGCAGAGGUGGCUGUGGGGAGGUUCAGGGCCAAGAGGCAGAGAUACCAGCUCCUCCCCAAUCUGGUGCUUUUGACAACCCAGAGGAGUGUCCGCUGAUUCCCAUGACGCUGUACCUGCACCGGGUCAAAGGUUUGGUGCUGGCUCUGCUGGUGGAGCCUCACCUCUUGAGCGACACAGCUGCUAUGGAGGAAGUGUAUCACAGCAGCCUGGCGUCACUCAAUGGACUGGAGGCCCAUCUGAGGACCAUCUCUCCAGGGCUCCCCGGCGCUCCAGGACCCUACAUCUUUGCCCACUUUGACUGCAUUCAGAGCACUCUGACAUCCAACCUGUCUGGUCGACGGGGAGCCCCGGAGCGUCCUUUUGUGAGGGCCACAUCACUUCUUCACUCACAUUUCUGUAACACUGAAACUCUGCAGGAGGCUAUUAUCAGGAGUGCCGGAGCUGCUGUGUAUGGAACCCGCAGCGUGGCCCAGGAAACUUACUACCAGCAGCACGGGGGAUCACUAAGGAACUCCGGCAUCCCUAACCACCAGGACAGUGCUUUCUCGCUCCCCGGCAAGGCACGGCAAAGACUACUGAAACACGGGGUUAACCUGCUCUGACGGGACAGCGUCGUGGCGUCUGCUCUCAGUGUUCAAGACGAGCUGUUUUUUUUCUUAAGAUAUGAAGAGCUGUCCUGUGAGUAACCUUAAAAUCAACGGAGAAGAUCAGAGAAUAUGAUAUAAAGCUUACUCUGGUCUGUUGAUGCUGUAGUUUGACUAUUUCCCACAGCAGAUUGUGUGAUAUUAGCAUAUGCUGUGCUGUAAAAACUUAAGCAACUCAUAUUAAUAGCAGGAACUUUGCAUUUUCUAAAUUUGUAUUAUAACUAUGAAUGUCAGAGAGGACGGUUAUAGUUAAAGUUAUGUAGUGAAAGUUUUGUUAACGAUGAGGUUUCAAUCAUAGUUUCAGUUAUUUUUUGUGCUUGUAUUUUUUCUGUUAUGCUCAAAUACAUUCCAUUUUGUAUCUAGAGACACGGUUUUGCCAAAUUAAGAUCCUGUUAACACACUGCACACAUUUUGCAACCUUUUCACUUUGCAGAUAUUUUCCUUUCAUCUUAACUGGAGCAAAAGUAAAAAAUUCCUCUUACAUGUAUUUAUUCAUUUAAUUGGAAAUUUUGACUCAAGCCAGGUUAAAUCUUUGUACUAUUUAACUGCAUUUUUACACACUCGUACUUUUACUUGUUGCACUUACUGUAAAACUGUAUUGGUUUAUU
This is a messenger RNA of Anoplopoma fimbria (sablefish), 2705 nucleotides long. It is a transcript of the gene hps4, whose product is annotated as HPS4 biogenesis of lysosomal organelles complex 3 subunit 2. NCBI's taxonomy places the organism in Eukaryota, Metazoa, Chordata, Actinopteri, Perciformes, Anoplopomatidae. The record is from RefSeq and is a predicted model, not a curated record. Gene Ontology annotation, biological process: vesicle-mediated transport.